This is a messenger RNA of Clupea harengus (Atlantic herring), 843 nucleotides long. RefSeq names its product GTPase IMAP family member 7-like. The record is from RefSeq and is a predicted model, not a curated record. NCBI's taxonomy places the organism in Eukaryota, Metazoa, Chordata, Actinopteri, Clupeiformes, Clupeidae. Gene Ontology annotation, molecular function: GTP binding.
AUGGUGCUGGUGGGGAAGACUGGAGCAGGGAAGAGUGCAUCAGCAAACACCAUCCUGGGAAGAGAAGGCUUUGAAUCUAAGAUGUCACCUAAUUCUGUGACAAAAGAGUGUAGGUUACAUGUGGUCAAGUCAGGUGGAAAGACCAUCUCAGUUACUGACACUCUGGGUGUGUAUGACACAUAUUUAGAUGAUGAGGCUUUGAGGGGUGAGUUGGAAAGCUGUAUUUACAUGACAGCUCCUGGACCCCAUGUGUUCCUGCUAGUGAUCAGUCUUAGGGUUAGAUACAGCAAGGAAGAGAAGGAUGCAGUGCAGUGGAUCUGUGAUAAUUUUGGGAAGGAAGCUUUACAGUAUGUAGUCGUACUCUUCACUCACACUGAUGGGCUCAAAAAUAGGCCUUUAGAGCGAUAUGUUGGUGAAAGUGAGGAUCUCCAGACACUCAUUAGGGACUGUGGGGACAGAUUUCAUGGUUUUAACAAUAAUGACAGAAAUCCAAAUCAGGUCACUGAACUGCUGCAGAAAAUUGAAUGCAUGGUGGAGAGCAAUAGAGAGAGGGGAAAAGAACACUAUACUAAUGACAUAUACAAGACAGCCCAGAAACAGAUUGAAGACGCUAGGAGACUAAAGAAGGGAAAAGAAAUAGCUCUGGGUGUGGCUGCUGGUGUAGGAGUGACAGCAGCAGUAUCUGGAGGAGUUGUGCUCGGAGUCACAAGUCUCCUGAUCCUCCCAGGGCUGUUGAUUGGAGUAGGGGCCGCAGCAGCAGUGGGAGGUGGAGUGGCGCUCCUUGUAAAAAAAUUAUCCGAAUCAAAGAAUUCGGAACAUGAUGUUUUGAGAAAUAACAUUUAA